Ornithodoros turicata is the source of this 672-nucleotide messenger RNA. RefSeq lists its product as uncharacterized. Bases 1 to 672 code for a protein of 223 amino acids. The transcript has a single exon. The record is from RefSeq and is a predicted model, not a curated record. NCBI's taxonomy places the organism in Eukaryota, Metazoa, Arthropoda, Arachnida, Ixodida, Argasidae. Gene Ontology annotation, molecular function: nucleic acid binding.
AUGCGGAAUCAAAGUGAUUCACAGUUCCCUUUAUCCCCGCAGAGCAAUAGCGUGGAGAAAUGGCACUCGCGACUGAAACGAGUUCUGCGGGCACUAGUUCAUGAUUUCAAAGCAGACUGGGAGGCAGGUCUACCUGGGGUCAUGUUUGCGUUACGUUCGGUGCCGCACGAAGCAACGGGAUUCAGCCCGGCGGAACUGGUGUACGGACACACACUGAGGUCCCCGAUGAGGCUGUUAAGGGAAGAAUGGGAAAACCAACGUACUGACAACACAGUGAUCGAAUACGUUUUGGACCUUCUGCAGCGGUUGCAAGAUACGAGAGAAAUAGCCGAGGCUAACAUGCGCGACUCACAAAGAAGAGCCAAGACAUAUUAUGACCGUAAUGCGCGCCCUAGAGUGUACAAAGAGAAUGACAAAGUGCUUGUACUCCGUCCUACACGUGCAAACAAGCUUCAGGUUCGAGAUGGACCGUUCAAGGUGGUGCGUAAGUUGUCAGAAACAACCUACAUGGUGGAGCUAAGGGGAAAAAGGAAGGAGAUCCGCACGUAUCACACCAACCUUAUGAAGCCGUAUGUCGAUUGGACGCCUAUUGUCAGUGUAGCGUUACAUAUGCCGGAGGAGCAGCACGCGCCCCGAGUGGGGCGAAAUUGGUUCAUCAAACCCGAGUAUUGA